Molecule: messenger RNA, 1773 nt
Organism: Candidozyma haemuli
Lineage: Eukaryota; Fungi; Ascomycota; Pichiomycetes; Serinales; Metschnikowiaceae
Gene: MNN21
Product: alpha-1,2-mannosyltransferase MNN2
Exons: 2
Coding region: 1-1773 (590 amino acids)
Biological process (GO): mannan biosynthetic process
Cellular component (GO): Golgi apparatus
Molecular function (GO): alpha-1,2-mannosyltransferase activity
Source: RefSeq, a predicted model, not a curated record
AUGGUUCGAGCCCGAUGGCUUGCGAGAAGGCAUCGCGUUGUCACCACUUUGUGUCUUGCCUUACUGCUUGUUGUGCUUUUCCUCCUUACGCUUAGCUUCGAUUGGAACUCGGAGGCUCUGUCAUCCUUGAUCUCCGUCAAGAACCCAGACGACUCGUGUGGUUGGCUUCCUUCGUUUCUUUGUAAUUGGGGUAGCCAGCAACCUUCCUCGUCUUCCUCGGAGCCGUACGAGCCCAAAGCAUCGAAUCCGUCCGGAUCACCCAAGACGGGUCAACCAACUAAUUUGCCCGAGUCUGAUAAGAGGAAACUCGAGUACAUUCGUUCUUAUUAUACAAAACUGAAGGAAAAUAAACAGAGGUUAGAGAAGGGUCAGAAGUUCUACGAUGGUAUCUUGAAUAUCGUCAGACUGGCCAAGCCUGAAUCAGUCUUGCAGCAAUCUUAUCCUAACGGUCAAAUGAUAGCCGAGAGAUAUGUUAUGCGUGAUGAAAGUCUACGUACUUACUCAAAGUCAUAUUUGUCUGGAUUCUUGGAGCUUUCAGACAAAGAGUUCAAUGAUCUCAAAACCUCUCACGAUUAUGUCAUCGACAAGUUUCCCGAGAAGGCUCCUGCUGGUUUAUAUUCAGGCGAUGGUAUCGUCUUUGUCGGGGGUGGCAAGUUCAACUGGUUGACUUUGCUCUCAAUUCGUGCCUUGCGAGCUGAAGGCUGUGCAUUACCAAUCGAGAUUUUGAUUCCAACGAUCGAUGAAUAUGAGCUUCAACUUUGCUCUAGAGUAUUCCCUGCUAUGAAUGCUCGCUGUAUCUACCUUCCAAUGCAAUUCAAAGGUGAGCAACUGUCUGCAACUAAGCUUGAAUUUAGUGGUUAUCAGUACAAAUGCUUGGCGAUUUUACUUUCCAGUUUUGAAAAUGUCUUAUUAUUGGAUAGCGAUAAUGUUGCUGCUUAUGCUCCAGAUCAUUUAUUCAAAAAGAACCUUUCAUCUCGACUGGUUGCUAAUGUCAAGCUAAGUCAAACUGAAUUGCUUCCAAAAUACGACGAGACUUACGGCGAAUACCACCCUCAAUCUCAUCAAGAGCCACUUGACCUUGAUAAGAUUCCUUUGCAUGAAAGACUAGGUGCCAUUCCCGAACCAUCGUCUGAAUCGGGACAGCUUAUGAUUUCCAAGAAUUCCCACAUGAAAGAACUUCUAUUGGCACUCUACUACAAUUACUAUGGUCCUUCCCAUUACUACCCACUUUUCUCGCAGGGAGCACAGGGAGAAGGAGACAAGGAAACAUUCCUUGCCGCCACUAUCGUGACUAGCAAGAGCUAUUAUCAGGUCGGUAAGUUCGUGGACGCAUUGGGAAAUAUUCGUGACAAUAAUUUCAAUGGUAAUGGCAUGGGCCAGUUUGAUCCUGUGGAGGAUUACAAUUGGCAAAAGAAGAAGGAGGAACUUCGAAAGACGUUAUCGGGUGAUGAAUACUAUGAAGCUAUUGGUAAACUUCCGAAGCCAAAGAUGAUCUUUGUGCAUGCUAACGUGCCAAAAUUAAAUCCAUGGACAAUGAAGAACAAAUUCGAUACAGUGGAUGAAAAUGGUAACCGUUACCGUCUCUACGGUUUAGGCAUGAGAGAGAGAACAGGUGUCGAUUUCGAAGGAGUUGUAUGGGGUCAUAUGGAUACUCUUUUGUGCGUUCUCAAUCUCGCUAUUGACGCAUUCAAGGACAUCGACCGCAAGGAGCUUUGCGCUGAAAUCAAGGAGCAUAAAGAAUGGCUCAAAUCUACUGAGCACACUCUUGAAUAA